This is a messenger RNA of Glarea lozoyensis ATCC 20868, 4368 nucleotides long. RefSeq names its product Homeo. Gene Ontology annotation, cellular component: nucleus. The record is from RefSeq and is a predicted model, not a curated record. Gene Ontology annotation, molecular function: DNA-binding transcription factor activity; transcription cis-regulatory region binding. The transcript has a single exon. The coding region runs from base 1 to 4368 and encodes 1455 amino acids. NCBI's taxonomy places the organism in Eukaryota, Fungi, Ascomycota, Leotiomycetes, Helotiales, Helotiaceae. Gene Ontology annotation, biological process: regulation of DNA-templated transcription.
AUGGAUUACAUCAAAGGACUUAUUUGGUCCUCACAACCUGCAAGGAAGGAAGAGGGGGAAGAGGUUGUUGAUGAGGCUCGCAGGAGUAGCCCGCCAUUGAGUUCAACCGCGAUUGAGGAGGAGCACCAGCCGGCCAUGGAAGCGGAUGCGACUGUUGAAAUCCAGACGGCGAAAGACAAGAAGAAACGAAAACGCAAAAGAAAAAGUUCUAGCGUCACGGAUGUUGUGGAUGUCGUGGAGGAUAAUGAUACGAAUCGAGGAGGUCUACAAUUGGAAGAGUCAUUUCAGAUCAAUGGCAUUGAGAACGACUUGGAUAGAAACAGCGGCAUGGUAGUGGAGGAAGAGGAACAAGCUAUGCCAAAUCGAUCCGAGAAGCGUAAGAAAGCACGCAAUUCCAAAACGAAAGCGGACGAAGAACAGUUAGCCGACAGUUUACCUGCGAGAGCGAAAAAGACUAGGAAAUCCAAAGGGAAGAGUGUCGUGGAGGCACCUCCAGAAUUGCCUCGGGAUGUGGAAACCUCAGAUAUGGUCGCAGAAGGUCUGGAGCCGCAAACUGCUUCGCGCGAGGAAUUGGGCGAUUCCAGCACAUCCACGGAACCAAAAAAGCCGAACAAAGUGCUGCGGCAAGAAGUGUCAGUCGUAAUACCUGCGCCGACGCCCGAGAAAAAUAGCGUCAUGGAAUCGGGGGAACGGGCUUCAGCAAAAUCGGCAAAGGCCAAGAAGAAGAAGUCGAAGACAGUGCUAAGUGAAGACCGAGUUCACAAAGACAACGAGGUUGAGGUUGCGGAGCACCCUGUUCAGGAACAUGAACCCGAAAUGGAAACCAAUGAUACACCACCCCAUGCUUCUACCAAAGCGUUGGGCAAGCGAAAAGCAUCAGAUUCGGUUCCAAAUACCACAACAAAACCGAAACGAACACGCAAAAGUAAGGACAGUCCAGGAACAAGUUUACUCGAGCUAGGAUUUUCGAAGGAAAAGAGUGGUUCACAGAUGGAUACAGAAAAUCUGGUACAAACUGCCAAGGAACUGUAUCUUAAGAGCACUAUGGAAAUUCCAGAAACAAGCCCGAUUUUACCGCCUGGAUCAAAGGGGAAACGCAAGUCGAAAGCAAAGUCUCCAAUUGUGAUAUCCGCGUCAAAAUCUACCGCUACACCAAGCCGGCAACAACGUAGAGCAACGCCACAAUUCACGCCUGUGAAUAGAAAAUCCACUAACGAGCCAUCUCAAUCUCUAGUAGAGAAUGAUACAGCUCUAAGCGCAGAUGCUCAGGCUGCUCAGGAAGAGCCAUCGGUUCAGACACAGCCCUCGCCACCUAAGUCAAAUCAGAAGCGCAAGCGCCGACUUCUUGUCGAUAGCCAAGAGAGGGAGGAUGGUCCAAACACACCUCAAGGUGCCUUCAGCACCCCGGCCACAGGGAGCAAGCUAAUCAAGGACGACGGGACGCCUAAAGAUUCAAAGCAUAAUGGGCAGGUACGGAAGGGUAAGUUCGCUCCUCGUGAGCUCGAGGCUAUUGAUGUUGCUGUCGAAACCUACCGGGAAAUGCACGACCUCACACAGUUCAAGGUGAAUGAGAUUAUCCAAGCUCCUAACACGAGCGAAGAGACAAAAGAACUUUGGACGUCUAUUCGGGACGUUGUUCCAGAUAUACCUCAUCGUAGAGUAUAUGACACGUGCCGUCGUAGAUUCCACAAUUUUGAAAGUCGUGGGUCAUGGACCAAAGAACAAGAUGAGGAGCUUAAAGAUGCUUACGCACGGUUUCCACAAAAAUGGAAACAGAUUGGAGAGCUGAUCAAUCGAUUUCCCGAGGACGCGAGAGAUCGAUGGCGGAAUUAUUUAAUCUGUGGAGACAACCUACGCAAGGAUUACUGGGAAAAGGAGGAAGAGGAUCGACUACGUGAAGUAGUCUCAGAGUGCGUGGAGAUUCUGCGUAGAGCGCAGCGAACCGCUCGGAAACCUGAUAUAGGCAGAGAUGCUCUGGAAUCUCUUCUUGAUUGGCAAAUUGUCAGUCAGAAGAUGAAUGGAGUCAGGAGUCGUCUUCAGUGCAGUUCUAAGUGGAGACAAUUGAAGGACCGUGAAGACUCCAACGAUGAAGGCUUGGAAGCUAUUACAACAACGGAGUGGCGAGCGGAAGAGGCUGACCGUGAAGCUCGGGCAAUGAGCGGAGCGGAAAUUUUGCAAUUACUUGUCACCAUUCGUGACAGUGGUGCAGGAAAGGAGUCCAAAAUUCCAUGGUUAAUUGUUACCGAAGCAGUCGAGAAGUUAGGCAAACGUAUGGCUCUGAAAUUUUGCUUUCGAAAGCUCCGAAGACGAGUUCCUGGUGGUAAAGAUAUGCGCUUUAGGGAGAUUGUGGACACCUUGAUUGCAGAAUUUGAGGCUUCGCAGCCCGAUAUACCGCAACACUAUAUAGACACCGAAUUCGUGAGGCCCGUGAAAAGGAAGUCUCAGGAUUUUGUUGAGAAUUCUUUUCAUGCAGAGGGGUCGCGGAAGAAGCGGCGGCGUGCCACGCAGGCAGAAGACGACAGACGAGUGAAGGCAGAUCUAUCCAACCAAGCAUUAGAAAUUUCCCAGGAUGAGCAGGGUGUGGACCGUGGAAAACAGUCAAGCAAGAAGAAAACCAAAUCGAAGCCUGGAGUUGAGCUGUCAAGAGAUGAAGAGCAAAACGGAACAAGCGAGCAGGUUCCUACAAGACAACGUCGUCGAAAAUCCAGAAAUCAGGCCAGUUUUACUGCUAGAGAUGAUGAGCAACCUCAGACACCUAAACCAAAGAAAAGGAAGAAGCUUCGUGAUAGUAUGAAAAGGCAGGAUGAGAGUCAGAGUCAAGAAGCGAUUGGCGAAAACGGACAUAAUGAAAGCGCUGAAGAUAUCAGUGAGAUUAUGCAGAGUCUCAAAAAGGGUCCGAAACUGAGGAAGAAUAAAAGAAAAGAUCUAGGAGAGAUUCUCGGAGAAGAGACCGCCGAUCGCAGAAAUCGAGAUUCUGUCAAUCAUGUUGAUGAAACCCAACAAGGCAACCAGUCUGCAUCACAAUUUUCCGACCAAGAAGAACCUCCUGAAAUCGACAAAAUUGGCAAUUCUCGUUCCAAAAGUGCUCAAUCAAUGAUCGAUAAUGAUGAGUCCGACAUCCAUGAGCAUCAUCGCCAAAUUGAGGCUAAUCAUAGUGAAGAUGAAAAUUUUGACAAUACUCUCGACCCAGAAGACGCAGACGAAGCCGUCAACGAACCGUCAAAUGACGACCGAGGAUUCAGAAUUGAAGACCCUGAAGUACCAGAAGAAUUUGGUGACAAUAAUCCUCAAACGGUUGCAAAUACAACUCUUCAACAGAGCGAGGACGAAGCUGCCAACGAUACUGCGCAGGAUGGCGAUCUCCCUGAAGUUGGAAUUGAAGAUAUCGACCAGGCGCCGGCUCAGCCGAGUGACGAGGAGGAUCUCGAAGGUGAUCAAGGAGUCGGUGUGGCUUAUGACGAAAAUGAAUUGGACCCGGAUGACGGAGUGGUUUAUGGAAGUUCAAAAGCUUCUCCUUAUCCAUCAUCCGAUGAGGAAGAAAAUCGGACACCGAGUCGGGCUGGAAGUAUUGACUUGGACACAAUGACGCCCGUUGUACGGACUCGUACAACUUCAUUGAAUGCCCGCUCUAGUUCAGUGCCCAGCUCGCCAUCUUCGCAUUCAGGAGGCGAUCCAGAUCUGGGGUCUGUCAAUGAUGAGUCCGCUGAAGAGACGCAAGCCGUUGACGAGCAAAGCCGGACUUUGGAUCACUCGCUUGGUCAGUUCGGAGAAGAGGAAGAAAUUGAUGACGAUUACGACAUAGAACCUGAGCACCAGCCAGGAGAGUAUGAAGGUCUCGGUCAACCAUCAAAUAAUGGCUACGAGCAUGUUCAUAACGUAGGGUAUGAGAACGGAGAGAUCGAUGAAUCCAGCGAGGAGAUGGAGGCCGUUGCUCACACUCGUGACACGAGCCCAGACCUUGACACUCCUAUCCGCCAUGACGGUCGUCGAAAUUUCCGUACUCGCGCAAAGGUCAUCAACUACGAUGAUACAGCCCAUUUACAUGCCGACGUUGACGAAUCUGAUGCAUCGCAAGAUCUACUACCAAAAUCCAGGCGUUCCAAGACUACUUUCAAAGGUAAACCAGAUGUCGAAAACCAUGUUGAGACAACAGCAAGCAGCGUCGAGAGAAGCGGCAGUGUGUCUUCUUCGGACUGCAGUAUUCCGGCGGAAGCAACACCGAAACACAUUAGGGCUGAACGUUACAAUGAUGAGUUUGUAGAGGAUGAGCCUGAAAAAACCGGUUGGGAAGCAAGUGAUCUGCCGGAACCGAGUCGAAAGAAGAAGAAGGCUAGAGCAAGUGAGUAUGGAAGUAGCCAAGUGUUGUAG